GGAUGUUUGGUAUGCAUGCCGAACAGAGACCAUAAACAAUGCCGGACCAAGCCACAGUAUAACAUAAGUGGAUGGGUCGGCCUCAUGCAGACUAACCUGUCAUUCUGUGUUUCAGGUACUGCUACUGCGUCGUCGGACUGGGGCCCUCUGUCGCCAAACCGGUAGCUUUCGCAGGCAAGCAGCCCACAACGUCGCUUAUACUCCUCUAGAGCUUGGUCAAUAUGGAGUGUCGGCGUGAACGCUGACGAUUCAUCGCUCUUUAUCUCCACUUGGUGGAAAUCGCGUCGUCGAUUCCGCGGCCUGGCUGUUGAUAUAAUACGCCUGCUGCAUCACGCUCAUUUGAAUCCAUCAGUCGCUCUUUCUGACAUUUUCUCCUCCUUAUCCACACUCAUUCAUUCGAUGCUGUCCUGAGAGCAGCAAACAGUCAUCAUGCAGUGGAAAUCACUCCUUUUCGCCCUCUCCGCUGCCCAGUCAGCCCUGGCCAGGUCCCAUAUCCAUCACCGUCGACACAACACCCACCCUCAUUUCGACCUUCAUGAACCCAAAGCAAACCCCGAGCUUGAAGCACGGCAGGUAGUCAACGUCAACGCAGCAAUCAACGUCAAAACAAUCCUCGACCUCGAAAUCGUCACCAUAACCACCUCCGUCCCCGGCCACGGCCCAACCACCAUCCCAACCACAUCCACCGUCACCAACGUCGUCGCCGAAACCGCAGCCCCAGACGCCAACCAAGACACCACAAAUCCCCUUCUCAGCGCCAACAUCGGCGUCAGCAUCGACCCCAACAACCUCCUCCCUCACCAAGCAUCCACAACCAGCACGCAGUCCGCGUCCACCGCAGCAGCCACAGAAACAGCCACAACCUCCGACUCAUGGACGACACACCCUUCCAACAACCAAUUCAGCACGAGCGGCUUCGGCGCCCGCACCAACUCCAGCGGCACGGGGGUCAAAUACGCCGGCAACGUCGGCAACCCGUGGGGCAGCAACAUGCUCGAAGUGUCGGCCUCGUCCGCACACUUGUACAAAUACGUCGUGCAGUUCAGCCACGCCAGCGCCGCCGACUGGACCGUCGUCGUCUGGAACAAGAUCGGCCCGGACGGCGAAAUGACCGGCUGGUAUGGCAACUCGGCCGUCAACUUUACGCUCUCCGCGGGGGAGAAGCGCUACGUCGCCUUCGACGAGAAUAGUCAGGGGGCGUGGGGCGCUGCGGAAGGGAGUAGUCUUCCCACGGACGAAUAUGGAGGGUACUCGUGUACCUGGGGAGAGUUUGACUUCGGCAGCCAGACGAAUGAUAACUGGUCUGGGUGGGAUGUUUCGGCGAUCCAGGCGCAGAAUGCGAAUCAGACGGUGCAGGGGAUGCGGAUCUGCGAGUUUGGAGGGUCGAGGUGUUCGUCUAUUACGAAUGGGGCGGGGACGGUGGUGAAUGCGUAUGAAAGUGCGCAAGCGUCGAUUGAUGGGAUUGGAGGGUCGGUUGGGGAAGGAGCGGUGAGGUUGGUGGCGGAGUUGGAUUAUAGUGGUUGAGAUUGUGUGUCUUUCUGUAUACGAGAGAUGCAAGUGUGUAUAUAGAUUCAAGUUCGG
Aspergillus steynii IBT 23096 is the source of this 1581-nucleotide messenger RNA. Its product is annotated as putative allergen Asp F4-like. NCBI's taxonomy places the organism in Eukaryota, Fungi, Ascomycota, Eurotiomycetes, Eurotiales, Aspergillaceae. Bases 430 to 1524 code for a protein of 364 amino acids. Gene Ontology annotation, cellular component: extracellular region. Gene Ontology annotation, molecular function: IgE binding. The transcript has a single exon. The record is from RefSeq and is a predicted model, not a curated record.